This is a messenger RNA of Haemonchus placei, 339 nucleotides long. NCBI's taxonomy places the organism in Eukaryota, Metazoa, Nematoda, Chromadorea, Rhabditida, Trichostrongylidae. The record is from the annotation of a GenBank genome assembly.
AUGCUGCGUAUGGCUAACCAGGUGCAGAGGGGAUAUCGACAUUUCUCAGCUUCUGUCAAUUUGAUCCGGGAUACAGGUUCGAAAUCAGGGGAAUCCAAACGCACGCGUCAAACGUAUUCACGAAAUCAGACAUUGGAACUUGAAAAGGAAUUCCACUACAACAAAUAUUUGACAAGGAAACGACGACAGGAAAUUUCUGAAAGUCUGCAGCUCACCGAAAGACAGGUCAAGAUAUGGUUCCAAAACAGACGAAUGAAGCAUAAGAAAGAGAGCAAAGGCGAAGGAGCUGGUGAACAUGAAAGCGACGAAUCCACCCAGGACGAUCAGCAGAAUUCCUGA